AUGUGCAGCUUUGCGUCUGCAGUCUCCGGAGCAGUUGCGUCCUCGCCAAAGGAGCACCAUGCGCGAGCGUUAGCACUGCUGAGUGAGCUGCAGAAUGCUGCCGGCUCCGCCACGGCGUCUGCGUCUCUUGCACCGCCGGCAGAGGUGCGAGCAGAGACGUCUCUCUGGAGGAGCUACAUGCAUCCUUUCGCAAGAUUCCUGUGCAACGAAAUCCACGUCAGCGUCUCGGCCGACAAUACAACGCCGUUGUCGUCGGCUUUGUUCACCGACGGCAGAUGGGAUGAGACGCUUCUCAACUGCGUCUGCCAGCUUGCUUCGUGGCCGGACGCUGAGGCGGCAGGAGCAGUUGCGCAGUGGAUGACGUCGCUGGUGCAGGGCUGCGCGCUGAGGAAGGGCACCCGUCUUGUCUCGUCCCUACCUGAGAUGGAGUUGAUGGUGCGAUGCGUGGUGGAGGCGUCAUCGCCAGCGCUGCUGUGCGCGGUGGUGCAAGCAUGCCAAGUGCGCACACGUCGAAUGGAUGGUUCGACAGGCGACGGUGGAGCGGAGUGCAGGAGUGCAGCCACUGCCCUCUACGCAUCACAAGCGGAGGAGGACUUGCAUGUCGGUCGUCGGUGGCAUCCUUGCAUGAGCGAUAGGGCGAUCAAGCUGUCUUUGCAGCAGAUCGUGCAGGUUCUUACCGGCUCCGCGAGGGGCAGACGCAAGGGUAGGGCAGGCAGCGCGUCUGCUGUUACUCUAGCGGCACGCCUCCAGAUUCAGCAGUGCUGUUUGUGCCAAAUUCCACGCCACAUGGAUGACCGCACUCGCCACGAUUGCGCCAUGCUCGCCAUGACAGCCCUCAAGCAGGCACCCUUUACCGUUCUGUUGGCUGCCUACGAAUACUUCCGCGAGGAGGGACUUGCCUCGGCGGUGGUGGCGCAGCGCUUCCUGGCGCACUGUGGCGUGUGCGUCACCCACGUCACCCAGCGCGGUGUCUCACUGGCGACGUACCUCUCGCCUGUGGCAACCAAGGCAGCGGUCGAGGCUCUCCUGCACGCACACAGCACAGUGCUGAGCACCGGCCGUGACUCGAAACAGAUGGAGACAGCGAUGUCGUACGUCACUGCCACGCUGAACGCACUCGGCUACCCGCAUGUCGUGCGCUCUCUCUACAAAGCGCCCAAGCCGACGAUGACGACUGCGCCAGACCCCGGACUCUGUGAGACGCCGCACUCCGUCGUGUCGCAGGUUCUGCUGCGCGACGUAUAUGGGGCCGUUGUUGCUCUGGAGGCCCUCGGCGCCUCCCGUCCAGAAGGGUGGCUAUCGCUGCCACCAGCCGUCACGGAGUCCAUGGCAGCUGUGAGUCGGUUGGUGGGACAAGAGGGCAGCGUUGCUGAAGUGAACAGAUUAUACGCGGCCCUCGUCGGGUUUCAUAAUGCGGGGCUGUUUAUCAGCUACUACGUGGAGUGCGUGCUGGCUGGCAUGUGCGAUCGCAUGCGCGAUAUCGGGAGGCAACAGAAGCACGCACGGGAAAACGUGAGCAAGGUGCCUAGUGCACCUCCUCACGCGAUCCUGGAGCGCGUCAUCCCGGUCUUCCGCGCAACCUUGGGCUACGUUGGUGACGAGCUCAACGCAGACAUAAUUUUCGAGCUUGUUGAAACAGCGCUACAGCUACGGGACUACGCGGUGCCGCUGACAGCUGCUCUCGUCUCGGCUCUCCGUGCGAGUAUGGAGCUGAGUCUGUGUCUGCACGAGCUGCUGUGCCGGGUGGACGCCUCAACGCACAACACGCCGUUUCUCUCCUACUACGCCCUGUGCUACACCAGAGACUUCGGCUCACCCUCCACGUUUGAUCACCUCGCCGCCCUCUGGCGCGUUGACGGCGACACCAUUUGGAAUCGCGCAGCCCACCUUGCCCCGUCGUGCCGGCUGUGGAAGUGCGCCACUUGCGGCCGACUGAACAGCGAUCGCUACAACUACUGUGUGUGCUCAGCGCUGCGAUACAGCCACGUGUUGUGCGGUGCCUGCGGCUACGCGCAGGACGAACGGCUGCGCCAGUGCCGCAGCUGUGGCCACACGCUGCUGCACAAGGCGUCGUUGGCCGGGGCUGUCGCCCGCACGACGUGGCAGUGCCGAGACUGUGGGGCCCGCAAUCCAGCUAGGCAGACGUUGCUGUGCUUCCGUUGCGGAGAGCCAACAGGACCGUGCAUCCAGCAGGACUCCGCCGCAGCAGCCUCCGAAUCUGAGGGCUUGGGGGCGUCCACAUCAGUGAAGCGCGAGUGCUGUUUCAACUGUGAUUGCGACAAAGACCAGAGACGCGGUGCUGCGUCAGCUACCACGCGGAGGGCAGCCACGUACGCGACCGCCGUCGGUGUCUGUCACGAGUGCGGCCGCUUCAAAAUGGACCAUGCCGCGCAGCGCAGCCUUGUGUGGGUAUGCACAGGCUGUCAUCAGCGGCGCAGCUCGCUGGAGCGCAUUUGCCCCUCAUGCCCGCAGGUGGAGUGUCUCCCGCAGGCUGUGUGCCGAGAGCCAGUGAACGUACCGCGCGUGUGCUGCCACUGCGGUCACGAGGAAGUGAACCCGUUCGUGAUGCUGUGUCGGGGUUGCGGCAGCUCCGCGGAUCCUUUUGUUCACCGCGGUGACUCUGCAGACGCCACGUGUAUGCCGGAGCGAGUGCCCGCUGCUAGCGGUCACGCGAGCCCCAUGUCCGCCGAGGCAGUGCCGAACCAACGGCGGCACCAAGUGCACCACUACUGCCUCCACUGUCACCGCAUGCAGGCGCGAGACGACACCGNGCCGCUCCACCAGCAGCACUGUAGCGGGUGCGCGGCAAACUGUGAGGAGAAGGGUCUGUGCUUGCUGCCUUUGCGCCUCUGUGGCGGCUGCAGCGCGAGCUUACCGGCUCGCUACGCGGGUAGCGCCGUCUGCCCAUACUGUGCCGCUUACGUGGAGCUGGCACCGCAGCCGCAAAAGUGCGGCAGUGACAGGGCACAACGGUACUGGACGGCUGUAACGCUGCUUCACACAUGCGAAGUGCUUAACGAAUGCUGUGCCAGAGAAUCGCUGCUCGCGGAGAGAUCGUCCCCCGCUUUGCCGACAGCGCUUGUGUCGGUGAGACCGAAGACUUCGGCAUCUGAUAGUGGCGUUUCUCCCGGCUCCGCAGCGACCACAGUCGACGUCAGUACUCGGGCAUAUCUUCAGAGACGCCCGACCAUAGAGAGGACGCUGUCCUGCCUGCGGCGCGAGUGGGGCAACUUAGACGGUGAUGCUUGGCUAUCCGUGCGCAUGGACGUUGUGACGGUGCUGGGGCGAGCCGUCAACACACUGCGCCCGUGGCUCUCUGCAUCCCUCACGGCGCGCCGUCUCUCCGCCCUCUUAAAGGGCAUCCUUGCGCAUGUCGACUGCGUGUGUGGCGUGGCGGUGACAGGCUCCCAGAACGUCUUCAGUCGCAGCGCGCAGAGCCACUUCUCCCCUGUCGAGGUGUGCCACGAGUGUCUCGGCACCCACCCACCUGCUCUGUGUCCUUUUUUGGAGGACGGUGGCUUGUGGACGUGUGAGGAGUGUGGCUCCUUGAACAGCAACUCAGACGUGUGCCGCUAUGUCUGUGUCAGCUGCCUCGCCUUGCGGCCAGUGACGCAGGACAUGCUCGUCUCGACCUGCUGGGAGUGUCACGCGUGCGAUCGGGCCAAUGUCCAGUUCGAGCGCUACUGUAUCCACUGUGGCGCUGAGCGAGUAGCGUGGAGUACGGUGAUGCUGCCUCACUGGGAUUCUGCUGGCGACGGAGCGUUGACGGGCGACGUAGAUGGUGACGAUGGAUUCCACUCACCUGCUGCCGCAGGUACCGGAGAACUCGACCCCCGCGGCGACGCAACGCACCAAAUCACCGGACUGGCAACAGAGAAGCGGCGCGGGGACGCACCGGGGCAUUGUGUAGGGCUACUGAAUUUGAAGGACCGUGUGCAGGCACUAUCGCCGAGCUUCUCCGAUGCGCUGUCCUGUGGAACAUCAAACGCUUGCCCGCUGGACACCCUCGUAGCCAGCUCCGCUGGUACGGUUGCGCCGGUCCGCAGCGACGAGAUUCCCUUCAGCCCCGCAAAGUGCCCUCUGUGUGGGCUCGUCUACAUCGAAGCACGGUGCCCGCUCUGCCUCAACCACACUCCUGACGUCGCCGAUGCGAGGGGAACGGUGUGUGAGGUGCAGGACCGCUGCGCUUUCAUUCAGCCCAGCGGCACCACCCGCCCGCAGGAUCGCAUCUUUGUAGAUGAAGCCCUGCUGAAGGCAAAUACGCUGAAGGAGGGGUUACUUGUGCACUACACGGCGGAGCUCGGCCAGCGCGGUAGGAUGGAGGCGAGGUUCUUGCGGUGUUGA
Leishmania mexicana MHOM/GT/2001/U1103 is the source of this 4344-nucleotide messenger RNA. RefSeq lists its product as hypothetical. The record is from RefSeq and is a predicted model, not a curated record. The coding region runs from base 1 to 4344 and encodes 1447 amino acids. Lineage: Eukaryota; Euglenozoa; Kinetoplastea; Trypanosomatida; Trypanosomatidae. The transcript has a single exon.